CCGUGGAGACGGGCUGGCAGAGGUGGAGCCGGCUGCCGCGCGCUGAGCUGACUCUACCUCUCCGCCAGGACUCAUGUGGCCCCCGCGUGAUCGCGGGGCGGGUAAUGGGGUAAGACCGGGCGGGGCAGCUCCAGGGAACCGAGACGAGACCGGGGUUUCCAGAAGACCCGGCACAGCGGAUUCCUCCCCGCGAGGAGGGACCAUUGCUAUGGAAACCAGAGCGCGGGGCAGCGGGGGAUUGUGGCUCCCAGAUGGUGACCGAUCUUCUCUCUCCCCGAGACCCUCACCCGAGGCUUCGGGCGCGAUUGAUUUCUGAACGAACCUGCCCUCCCGCUCACGGGAGAGAGUUUUCCAUGGCACAACCCAACAGAAAGAUGUAGCCUUUGUGCCUCUCUGGCCGCUGACCCCCUGGCCCGAUGACAGCACCCCCGUGUCCCUUUCCGGUUCAGUUCCGGCAGCCCUCGGUCAGCGGCCUCUCCCAGAUCACCAGCAGCCUGUACAUCAGCAACGGGGCAGCUGCCAACAACAAGCUCCUGCUCGCCAGCAGCCAGAUCACCACGGUCAUCAACGUUUCGGUCGAAGUGGUAAAUACCUUAUACGAGGACAUCCAGUACGUACAGGUGCCUGUGGCCGACACCCCCACCUCGCGUCUUUGUGACUUCUUUGAUCCCAUUGCUGACCACAUCCACAGCGUGGAGGUGAAGCAGGGCCGCACACUGCUGCAUUGUGCCGCCGGCGUGAGCCGCUCUGCCUCACUCUGCCUCGCCUACCUCAUGAAGUACCACGCCAUGUCCCUGCGGGACGCCCACGCAUGGACCAGGUCAUGCCGACCCAUCAUCCGGCCCAACCACGGCUUCUGGGAGCAGCUUGUCCACUACGAGUUCCAGCUGUUCGGCAAGAACACUGUGCACAUGGUCAGCUCCCCAAUGGGAGUGAUCCCUGACAUCUACGAGAAGGAGGUCUGUUUGAUGAUUCCUCUGUGAGCCAUCCUGCCAGCCCCCCACACUCAGGUCUGGGGUGCAGAUCUGCUGUGGACCCACCACCCAGACCUGAACGUAAACAUUUCAUUUCUGCUGAUACA
Molecule: messenger RNA, 1081 nt
Organism: Neogale vison (American mink)
Lineage: Eukaryota; Metazoa; Chordata; Mammalia; Carnivora; Mustelidae
Gene: DUSP18
Product: dual specificity phosphatase 18
Exons: 2
Coding region: 417-983 (188 amino acids)
Biological process (GO): protein dephosphorylation
Molecular function (GO): MAP kinase tyrosine/serine/threonine phosphatase activity
Source: RefSeq, a predicted model, not a curated record